Messenger RNA from Ilex paraguariensis (yerba mate), 3935 nucleotides. NCBI's taxonomy places the organism in Eukaryota, Viridiplantae, Streptophyta, Magnoliopsida, Aquifoliales, Aquifoliaceae. The record is from the annotation of a GenBank genome assembly.
GCAUGGCAACAAUUCAGAAGCCUUGUGUGCUUCUGUUUCAUCUCCUGUUUCUCUCUUUACUUCCACUGAAGAUCACAUCAUCUCCAAGAACAGAAGCAGAAGCUCUUAUAAAAUGGAAGAACAGCCUAUCAUCUUCUUCUCUCAAUUCAUGGUCUCUCAGCAACCUCAGCAACCUUUGUAAUUGGACCGGGAUUGUCUGCAACACUGCUGGAACUGUUUCUGAGAUAAACCUCUCCGAUGCAAACCUCAACGGAACACUUACCGAAUUCAACUUCACUUCAUUCCCAAAUCUCACCAUCUUCAACCUCACAAGCAACAGUCUCAGUGGCUCUAUACCAUCAGCCAUAGCCAAUUCCUCCAAGCUCACUUCCUUGGACCUGAGCAACAACCUCUUGGAAGACAUAAUACCGCCCGAGAUUGGACAGUUAAAAGAGCUUCAGUAUCUUAGCUUCUACAACAACAAUCUCAAUGGCACCGUUCCAUAUCAAGUUAGCAAUCUUCAAAAGGUAUGGUUCUUAGACCUCGGAUCAAACUACUUAGAAACUCCAGAAUGGUCAAGAUUUUCGAGCAUGCCUUUGUUGAAACACCUCAGUUUUUACCUCAAUGAACUUACCUUAGAAUUCCCAGAAUUCAUACUCAAUUGUCAGAACCUGACUUACCUUAAUUUGUCAAUAAACAGUUUCACUGGCAUAAUACCCGAAUCGGUAUUCAUCAAUCUCGGCAAGCUUGAAUAUCUUGAUCUUACUGAUAAUUCAUUUCAAGGGCGCUUAUCAUCAAAUUUUUCCAAGCUGUCCAAACUGAAAAAUCUUUGCCUGGGAACAAAUAACUUCUCUGGCUCAAUUCCUGAUGAUAUUGGAUUGAUAACCAAUCUUGAAAUCCUUCAAUUGAACAACAAUUCAUUUCAAGGGAAGAUUCCUUCGUCUUUAGGCCAACUUAGAAAUCUGCAGCAACUAGAUCUCAGAAUGAAUAGCUUGAACUCCACAAUUCCUUCUGAGCUUGGAUUAUGUACUAACCUCACCUACUUGGCUCUGGCCUUGAAUUCACUCACCGGGGCCUUGCCUUUGUCCCUGUCCAAUUUGAUCAAGCUAUCUGAUUUGGGUCUAUCCGGAAAUUCAUUUUCUGGGGAGAUCUCUCCUUAUUUCAUCACCAAUUGGACUGAGUUGACUUCAUUGCAACUUCAAAAAAAUCUAUUCAUUGGAAAAAUACCAGCAGAUAUCAGGUUACUGCCAAAUCUCAAUUACCUAUUUCUGUACAAUAAUCAGUUCUCGGGCCCGAUUCCACCAGAGAUUGGAAACUUGCAAAAUUUGGUGAAUUUAGAUCUUUCAGAGAACCAACUUUCAGGAACAAUUCCACGAACCCUUGGCAAUCUCACAAACCUUAACCUUUUACAGCUUUUUUCAAACAAUCUUACUGGAGCAAUUCCACCUGAGAUUGGAAAUUUGACGUCGCUGGUUACUCUUGAUCUCAACACCAACCAGUUGGUUGGAGAAUUGCCAGAAACCAUUUCCAACCUCACUAAUUUACAGACUCUCUCUGUGUUUUCCAAUAAUUUUGUGGGGAACAUUCCAAGGGACUUGGGGAGGAACAACCUGUUUUUGGCAAAUGUUAGCUUUUCCUAUAACAGCUUCUCUGGAAAACUGCCUCCUGAAUUAUGUGCAGGUUUUGCUUUCGAGCAAUUUACUGUGAAUGACAAUAAUUUUACUGGGGUGGUGCCAAAUUGCUUGAAGAACUGUUCCGGCCUAACAAGGGUCCGGCUUGAUGGGAACCAAUUCUCUGGAAACAUUUCAGAGGCAUUUGGCGUUCAUCCAAAUCUUGAAUUCAUUAGUCUGAGUGUCAAUCAAUUUUCGGGGGAACUCUCAUCUGAGUGGGCAGAAUGUGAAAGCCUCACAAAUUUAGAACUUGAUGGAAAUCAAAUUUCAGGUGAAAUCCCAGCUGAGCUAGGCAACUUGACAAAGUUGCGCGUCCUAAGUUUGGACUCAAACAAAUUGACUGGUGAAAUUCCAACAGAAUUGGGAAAGCUAGGCCAGUUGUUCCAUCUCAACUUGAGCAACAAUCAUUUGGCAGGAGUGGUCCCUCCAAGCAUUGGCAACUUACCAGGGCUCCAAUAUCUUGAUUUGUCAGCAAACAAGCUGAAUGGAACCAUACCAAAAGAGAUUGGCAAUUGUGAGAGCUUAUUGGGCUUGACCUUGAGCAACAACACUUUGUCAGGGGAUAUACCAUCUGAGCUUGGCAACUUAAUGGGAUUGCAGUAUAUUUUGGACCUCAGCAACAAUUCACUAUCAGGAACAAUUCCCUCAAGCUUGGGGAGGCUUACCACAUUGGAGAAUCUGAACCUAUCACAUAACAAUCUCUCAGGUAGAAUUCCUCCAGCAUUAUCCAGCAUGAUUAGUUUGCAGCUCAUUGAUUUUUCCUACAAUGAGUUGUCUGGUCCAAUCCCUAGUGGUAACAUAUUCCAACAAGCACCGGCAAAAUCUUUUAUUGAAAACUCAGGCUUGUGUGGAGAUGCAGAAGGGUUAUCCCCUUGUACUUCAACUUCAACUUCAACAACUGGGAAGUCACACAAACACAGUAGAAAGAUUCUUAUUGGUGUCACUGUUCCAGCUGUUAGCCUCAUAUUUUUGGCAGCAAUUGUCUCUGGAUGUCUCAUCUUUAGAAGGAGAACCAAGCGAUAUAAUGAAGAGACUAAAAGUACCAAGAAAUCCGAGCAUUAUGAGUCUCUGAUCUGGGAAAGAGAAGGAAAAUUCACAUUUGGGGAUAUUAUGAGAGCCACUGAUAACUUCGACGAGAAGUACUGCAUUGGAAGAGGAGGAUUUGGAAGUGUCUACAAAGUGGUACUGGAAACAGGCCAGACAGUGGCAGUUAAAAAGCUUCACAUUUCAGACUCUAGUGACAUUCCGUUGACAAAUCGCCAAAGUUUUGAGAAUGAGAUUCGAACUUUGACAGAAACAAGGCAUAGGAACAUCAUCAAACUCUAUGGUUUCUGUUCCAAGAUGGAGUGCUUUUACUUGGUCUAUGAUUAUGUGGAGAGAGGAAGUUUAGGAAAAGUGUUGUAUGGUGAGGAAGGGGCAGUGGAAAUGGGCUGGGCGAUUAGGGUUAAAAUUGUUCAAGGAGUAGCUCAUGCACUUGCUUACUUGCACCAUGACUGCUCUCCAACUAUCGUGCACCGGGAUGUAUCACUGAAUAACAUUUUGCUCGGGUUGGAGUUUGAGCCUCGCCUUUCUGAUUUUGGCACCGCAAGGCUUCUAAGCUCAGAUUCCUCAAAUUGGACCACAGUCGCUGGCUCUUAUGGCUACAUGGCACCAGAGCUUGCACUUACAAUGCGGGUCACUGAGAAAUGUGAUGUCUAUAGCUUUGGAGUGGUGGCAUUGGAAGUUAUGAUGGGAAAACACCCUGGGGAGCUCCUAUCUUCUCUAACAUCAGUGGCGAAAACACCAACAUUGUCUAGUAAUCCAGAUUUGUUUUUGAAGGAUGUGCUUGACCAACGGCUUCCACCUCCCACAGGCCAGUUAGCAGAAGAAGUGGUGUUUGUAGUUACGGUGGCCUUAGCAUGCACACGUUCCACACCAGAGACACGACCUGCUAUGCGUUCUGUUGCACAAGAACUAUCGGCUAGAACUCAGGCUUACCUGCCUGAACCACUGGGAACGAUAACAAUAAGCAAGCUAACAAGCUUCCAAAAAUAGUAUUUAUGACUAGUUGGAAAGUUUUGAAUUGCCUGAGGAAGGGACAGGACCGGACAAUUUCUGGCCAAAAAUGCUUAGAAGUUGAACCAUGGUUGGAGUCUUCAACCAGUUCAUUAUUUUUUCCACAGUCCCGGUAUUUCUUUUUCAAUAAUGCAAUUAUAAUCUUUAAGCUCCAAAUGUAGUUAGUUUUGUGUGUAUAUAAUCCUAGAGGCUGACCAUUCAGGGUGUGUUGUGGAGGCCCUUUUUUUGGGU